GAAGAUGUCCCAAAUAGAUAAUAUUAUCAUACAGGUGAGGGCACGUCUGCAGGCUCUGGCCAUUAAAUUAUGGUUGGAACCAUAUUACUAUGAAGGUGUUGGCUGUGUCGAAGAUGAAAUAGAGAAAUUGGCUGAUAGCUUUAGCAGUAAUUUGGGCAUAUCGAAAUCGAAUUGUAAAUUGGCCCUAAGUGAACUGCAAGAGGGUGCCUUAAGAAAAUUGGCAGCUCGCAAAGAAUUCGAACAGACUGGUUUGGCCACAUUCAGUGUACGACGCAUUAACAAUCGCCAGGGUACACAAAAUAUUGUCGAAGUCAAAUGUCGCCUCAAGGCAUUAGGUAGUGAGUUGCAUGAGAAAAUUGCUCAAGCAUUGGAUGUUGUCGAUCCGAGUCGUGUCAAAUGUAUAUCAUCGGGUAAAAUUGUCAAUUGUGAUAGUACGCUGGAGUCACAAGGUCUUAAGAAUAAUCAACAGUUAAUGGUGAUUAUCAGUGAAGUUGAUCAGACAGCGACACAAAAUCAUGAGGAAGCCAUGUAUGAUCGUAUACGUAAAAUCAAAAUGGAUGUUGAAGCUAUUGUCGAUUCGAGUCAACAAUUGUUUGAGAUGGAAGAUCAAGACGGUAAUCCCGUAUUUCUGCCACCUGCCGAAAAUCGUGCCCUACUAAUGGCCAUGAGCUAUUAUGAAAAGGCUCGAGCUGCCAUGAAACGUGAACAAUAUGAUGAAGCAUUGAUACUAUUAUUGGAAUCGGAUGAAAAGUUUAUAACGUGUAAUUCGAAAUUUUUGGAAGCCGUUGAUAAUUAUGCCUUAGUCAAUUUGGAUAUUGUUUGGUGUUAUUUGUGCCUAAAGAACGUCACCCAAUUACCUGAUGCCCAGAGACGCCUUGAUAUCUGUGAGAAAAGUUUUCGCCGUUCGUAUGGUGAAAAUCUACAACGUCUAAUAACGUUGAAGGGGAAUGGCUGUGCCGAAAAGGCUCUGAUAAUGCGUUUACAUUUACUACAAGGUGUAGUAUUGUUUCAUCAAAAUCGACGUAACGAAGCCUACGAGAAGUUAAUAGUUGCCGAAUCAGAAUUGGAUGGCCUAAAGGUGGAUGAUGGAUCGGUGGUGGCAUUAAUGGAAAUGGGUUAUGAACCAUAUGAAGCGCGUUUGGGUUUGAGAGCUUGUAAUGGAAAUCUAGAGCAAGCCAUUAAUUUUAUACACGACCGCAAAGCAAAAUUGAGAGAGGCAAGACAGAAUUCGAAAGAAGAACGUAAAUUAAAUGCCAAAUUAGCGCAUGAAAAUAAUGGUAAUGGCAAAGAUUGGGUAAAUCCACGUAGUGUUUGCACUCUCAUGGAGAUGGGUUAUGCAAGGGAUGUUGUCGUUGAGGCCUUAAAACGUACCAAAAAUGAUGUACCCAAAGCGUUGGAUUUAUUAAACACCAAUGCCGAGGAGUUAAGUCGCAGUCUUCCUCCUCCUCAAACAGCUGAUAGCGAAAUACUAACACAACUACAGCAAUUAGGUUUCACCGAAGACAUGGCCCGUGUUGCCUUGGAGACGACACAAAAUAGCCUCGACAAGGCAAUUGAAUUUCUUAUCAAAACACAUGGCAGUGAAACGGAAUUACUAACCGCAAUGGAACGUAUUUCAACUAGUGCUGCCGCCGCUGCCUCUGACAUGGUUGCCAAUCAGGACAAUGAAGGACCAUCUACAUCCUCGGGUGUCACAUCGUUGGUAACCAAAGCAUUGGAUAAAGCACAAAAAGAAAUCGAGUCGCUAAAGGCCUAUAAACGUUUCACCGAAGAAAUGCCCGACAAUGAACAUGACUAUUUAGACUUACCACUCGUGCAGGAGGAACAAAUUCUUGUUGAAUAUAAACGUCUAUUGGAACAAUAGCAACGACCGCAAUGCA
Molecule: messenger RNA, 1880 nt
Organism: Musca vetustissima
Lineage: Eukaryota; Metazoa; Arthropoda; Insecta; Diptera; Muscidae
Product: NEDD8 ultimate buster 1
Exons: 6
Coding region: 5-1864 (619 amino acids)
Biological process (GO): regulation of ubiquitin-dependent protein catabolic process
Molecular function (GO): protein binding
Source: RefSeq, a predicted model, not a curated record